Molecule: messenger RNA, 291 nt
Organism: Acanthoscelides obtectus
Lineage: Eukaryota; Metazoa; Arthropoda; Insecta; Coleoptera; Chrysomelidae
Source: the annotation of a GenBank genome assembly
AUGAAACGUCUCCAAUUCCAACCAAAGCCAUCAGCACUCGGGCAAUGGGGUUUCAACAAAGUGGCAGUGGAUAAAUUUUAUUCUUUGCUCGGGGAAAUAUAUGAUAAAUAUAAUCUAAGGCCAGAUAGGAUAUAUAAUUGCGAUGAGACUGGCAUAUCAUGGGUCUCCAAAACAAAGAGCAUAAUAAUUGCAGAAAAGGGAAGGAAACAGGUAGGCUCACUUUCUUCACCAGAACGAGGGCAGACGGUCACAGUCGUAAUGCAGCUGGAACUUACAUGCCUCCCAUGCUGA